Messenger RNA from Lates calcarifer (barramundi perch), 3510 nucleotides. It is a transcript of the gene wasla, whose product is annotated as WASP like actin nucleation promoting factor a. NCBI's taxonomy places the organism in Eukaryota, Metazoa, Chordata, Actinopteri, Centropomidae. Gene Ontology annotation, biological process: regulation of Rho protein signal transduction; actin filament organization. Gene Ontology annotation, molecular function: small GTPase binding; actin binding. The record is from RefSeq and is a predicted model, not a curated record.
GUACAAAAUAUUCUGCCACCUGGCUCCUCCCCUCGCUACGUCACAUUCCAAUCCCGAUCCACGCGCCCCUCCCUUUCCCUCCGCAGAGCUGCAUUCCUGCUGCCACAUCGGACCGAACUAUUUAAUGUUAGCAACGACAUUUUAUCUUCACCGCGAACUAAAAACACAAAUGCCACACAGUUCUAACGUAGGAUUACUGUUCAACGGUGUAUGUCUGUCUGUUUAUUUGGUAACACCGUAAUGUUAUCCACACCACAGUGAAUAAUGAUAGUUUGUCCAAACCGACCCCCCCUCCCUUCCUCGCUUUUUAAAGUGGUCUGCUCCGUCUUGCUGCCAUGUUGGAUGUACGCAUCGCCGCUGCAGCUACUGGAGUUUCCGAAUGAAAGUUGAGCGUUUUUCCGUUUACAGGCUCAAAAAGGCUCCUUAUUUUUUCAUUUAACACCAUACGGAGGAGUUCGGGUUCUUUCUUAACCAGGACCGACCCGGAGCAAACGCCCCCCGUGCUCCUCCUCCGCCCUCCAGCCCGGAGUCGGACUCAGCGGAGAUGAUCCGGUUGCAGGCCACAGCAACCGGAGCCCGCAUGGAUUUUCUGUAAUCGGUAGAGUUUGCCGAGCCCGAUUCGGGGGAUAACCGCAUCGUUUCGGGGUUAACUAGAAGAUUUCGGAGCCAUGAACAGCCACCCUCCGGCCCGCAGAGUCGCUAACGUCGGCUCCCUCCUCCUCACCCCGCAGGAGAACGAGUGCCUGUUCGGCUACCUGGGCAGGAAAUGCAUUCUUCUGUGUUCGGCAGUGGUCCAGGUGUACGGGGCCGAGCGGAGCGGCAGCUGGGCCAAGAGGUGCUGUGGAGUGGCCUGUCUGGUCAAAGACAACCCACAGAGGUCCUACUUCAUCAGAGUGUUUGAUAUCAAGGAAGGGAAAACCAUGUAUGAACAGGAACUGUACCACAACUUCUCCAUCAGCAGCUCCAGGUCCUACUUCAUCUCUUUCGCAGGAGACACCUGUCAGAUUGGUCUGAAUUUUGCCAGCGAAGAAGAGGCCAAAAGAUUCAGAGCUGCCAUCAAUGACCUGCUCAACCGACGGCAACGCAAAACCGAGAAAAGAGGUGACCCUAAAAAUGGUCCGGCUCUGCCCAUGGCCACGGUGGACAUUAAGAAUCCGGAGAUCAACAAUGUCCGAUUCCACAACUCCCACAGCCACCAGCAGCCGUACCACCUCAACAACAUGCUGAGCCACGGCGGCCUGACCCGCAAGGACAAGAAGACCAAAGGCAAGAAGAAGAAGCUGACGAAGGCCGACAUUGGCACACCCAGCAACUUCCAGCACAUCGGUCACGUGGGCUGGGAUCCAAACACAGGUUUUGAUCUGAACAACCUGGACCCUGAGCUGAAGAACCUGUUCGACAUGUGCGGCAUCUCUGAGGCUCAGCUGAAGGACCGAGAGACGUCCAAGGUCAUCUACGACUUCAUCGAGAAGAAGGGAGGGGUGGAGGCUGUGAAGAACGAGCUGAGGAGGCAGGCUCCCCCUCCACCUCCUUCUCGUGGCGGACCCCCCCCUCCUCCUCCUCCCCCUCCCCACAGCUCUGCACCUCCCCCUCCUCCCCCUCCAUCCAGAGGGGGCCGGGGUGCCCCUCCUCCUCCUCCUCCAUCCAGAGCGCCGGCCUCAGCUCCUCCUCCGCCGCCUCCCUCCAGACCAGGAACUCUGGGUGCCCCGCCUCCCCCUCCACCUCCCACCAGAGGAGGUCACCAGCCCCCUCCUCCUCCCCACCAUCACCACCACCACCAGCCUCCACCUCCUCCUCCUCCGUCCGCCUCACACUCUUCCAUCGCCCCUCAAGCCCCGCCUCCUCCUCCUCCCCCGCUAGCACAGCAGUCUCCAGUCAGCGGUGGGGGCUCUGCCCCUGCUCCUCCUCCCCCACCUCCUCCUCCACCUCCCCCACCCGGCCCUCCUCCUCCUCUGGAGCUGGACGGUGUCGGCGGAGGUGGAGACUCUCCUCAUUCGCCUAGCCCUGGUGGGAAGUCGGCGCUGCUGGAGCAGAUCAGAGGAGGAACCCAGCUGAAGAAGGUGGAGCAGAACCACCGAGCGCCGGCCUCCAGCACCGGACGAGAUGCCCUGCUGGACCAGAUCCGACAGGGAAUCCAGCUCAAGACCGUGUCGGACCAUUCAGAGUCUGGUCCUCCAACGCCAGCUCCUACUGCGGGCAUCGUUGGCGCUCUCAUGGAAGUAAUGCAGAAGAGGAGCAAAGCCAUCCAUUCCUCAGAUGAAGACGAGGAUGACGACGAAGACGAGGACUUUGAGGAUGAUGACGAGUGGGACGACUAGUGAUGACUCUCCUGUUCCUCCAACCCUCCCCUGUCCACCCCCUCCACCUAUCGCUGACACUAAAAUAUCUUCUAAAAAUCUUCCAGAAUCUGACUAAAAGUGUAAUGUAAAUGUUGUAUGAAUUUGCUGUAUAUUUAUUUUUGCCUUUUUUGCUUUUUUGUUUUUCUAUGAUUAUGAUAAUUAAUCUGUGCAAUACCUCAUCCGUUAAAUCUGUAACGUUCGUCGCGCACCCUCGUCGUUAUGGACCGUCCACUUCCCCCUCGUCCUGUCAUUAGAAAGCACUUAAAUUCAUCAUCAGCACAACGUGGAGACACAGCCGGCUACAUUUCAUUAUCAGUAAUCAAUAAUAUAAAACACUAGCUGCUCCACAGAGAGGAAUCUGAGUCCUCAUUUGAUCCUUGGGAAAUAUUUUUACUUGUCAUUUCUUCUUCGUGUUUUCAUUCCAUUUGUUGUUUGAGAAACUUUAAAGGGAGACGACGUACGUGCGACCAAACAGGCAGGAUCCUCUUUGUGUUUGAUAGCGGUCGGUUUAAAAUGCGAGAUAACACUAUUUUCUUACUGUGCUUCUUUUCAUACCUUCGAGUUUCCUAAAAAAAAUGUAGUUUAGUCGUGUUAUUUUUUCAUGAAGACAUUUCGUUGACCAAAACAUGGCGGCCCGGUCGCCUCACGUGGAUCUUCAACUUUUUGUUUUUUUAUGUAAUUAAAGCCGUUUAUUUGCACACAGUUUCUAUGAUAGUACAGUUUUGUUUUUUUGUUUUUGUUUUUUUUCUUGGGUGUGCGUUUGUCAAAAAUAAUUUUUAUUUCACUUCAGGCAGGAAACCGUGGUGGUGGACACUUUUAAAAGCUAAAGGUUUUGCGGUUUUCGCAGCCUUUAAGUGCGAUUACUACAGAGGCGACAUGGAGGAGGAAAAAACUAUGAAAGUUGGGGGAAAAUAAAAGCUGUACUUUCUCAAGAUCUCACUAAAGUUUCUUGCAGAGGUUUCUCGAGAUAUCGCAAAAGUUUCUCACAGAAGUUUCUCAGGCUUUUGCUGAAUUUUCUCAGGAUCUCACAAAAGUUUCUUGAGAUUUCACAAAAGUUUUUACUUCUGCAAGAUCCCAAGAAACUCAAGAUCUCACAAAAGUUUUGCAAGAUCUCAGAAGUUUUUUGAGAUCUCACAAAAGUUUCUUGAUCUCACAGAAGUUCUGGGAUCAA